Molecule: messenger RNA, 374 nt
Organism: Staurois parvus
Lineage: Eukaryota; Metazoa; Chordata; Amphibia; Anura; Ranidae
Source: the annotation of a GenBank genome assembly
CACCGCGCAUGCGAGGCUCAGGGGAUCGCGCAGCGCUGCGAUCGGUGGUGCGCUGUGUCGGCUCGGUCAUGUGAUCAGCUGUGUCCAGUCACAGCUGAUCACAUGGCACUGAUGAUCAGUGUUCCCUGAUGAUAAGUGUAGCCCCAUCAGUGCCACCUGUCAGUGUUCACCAGUGCCUUGUGUCAGUGCUCAUCAGUGCCUCUUGCCAGUGCCCAUCAAUGCCACAUAUCAGUGCCUACCAGUGCACAUCAAUGCCACAUAUCAGUGCCCAUCCGAGCUGCCUUUCAGUGUCACCCAUCAGUGUCUGUCAGUGCCACCUAUCAAUGCCAAUCAAUGCCACCUAUCAGUGCUGCCAAUCAGUGCCAGUCAGUGCC